Aplysia californica (California sea hare) is the source of this 3531-nucleotide messenger RNA. RefSeq names its product cytochrome P450 26A1. NCBI's taxonomy places the organism in Eukaryota, Metazoa, Mollusca, Gastropoda, Aplysiida, Aplysiidae. Gene Ontology annotation, molecular function: oxidoreductase activity, acting on paired donors, with incorporation or reduction of molecular oxygen; iron ion binding; monooxygenase activity. The record is from RefSeq and is a predicted model, not a curated record. Gene Ontology annotation, biological process: sterol metabolic process. The coding region runs from base 187 to 1692 and encodes 501 amino acids. The transcript is spliced from 7 exons.
ACGCGUCACUGGGCCAGUGGGUCAUUUGAGGCCACGGAGCCUGGUAUAAGAGCUCGGGACGGCCAUGGGCGGGUCGUGUGCGCGCUCGUAGGUUUGAACCUACCGUGUCUGGUGAGCAAGUUCUCAUGGAUUAGCCCUCUACCCUCCUCCUGGGUUUGUUCGAAUGGAAUACAGUUCAAGCAUAAGAUGACUACGGCUGUGUUGACCCCAGUGUUGGGUCUGAUGGUCCCGAUGGUCUGGUGUAGUGUGGUCACAAGCCUUGUGUUGGCAGUCUGUACGUUGGCAUGGAGACUACGGUACAGCGCAAUGAAAGAUCCAGCUUCGUCCCUCCCCCUCCCUCCCGGCUCAUUGGGCUGGCCUAUAGUUGGAGAGACGGUACAAUUUGUUGUGCAGGGCGCUCAGUUCUAUGUCGAUCACUUCAAGCGCUACGGGCCAAUCUACAAGACCCACCUACUGGGCAGCCCAACAGCACGUGUGUCCGGGGCAGAACAUCUGCACCAUCUGUUGAACAGCGAACCCCAGAGCCUCACAAUGAAACUGCCGGGCUCAGUGCGCCAUAUGAUGGGCAAGGCUAGUCUUGUUACCUCCAAGGGUGAUGACCAUGUCAGAAUGAAGAAGAUCAUCCUGGAAGCUUUCACAACCACCAGACUGAGCGACUACCUGCCGUGUGUACAACAAAAUACGCAAAGACGCAUCAAGUCCUGGUGUGGACAAGGUCGCAUUCUGGGUUUCCAGGCGUGUGAACAGCUGAUUGUGGACCUUGUCCUGGAGCUGGUGCUUGGCUGUAGACUUGAGAAUGAUCGGGACGGCAGUGUGCGGAAAGCGGUCAUGACCAUCAACAACAACUUGUUCUGUGUACCACUCAACAUCCCAGGAGGAGGAUUCUACAAAGCUUCUAAAGCAAGGGCGAUAAUCUCCGAGUUCGUUUUGCGACGACUUGCUGACAAGGGGGAUAAAGAGCAUGUGAGCAUGUUGGAGGUGUUCCUGGCUGCACACCACACUGAAGUGGGUGCCGCUGGGAAAGGCGCUGGUCAAGGGCUCACAGCGGAGGAGAUCGUAGACAACGCCAUCAGUUUGAUGAUCGCUGGUACGGGCACCACUUCGGGGGCGCUGUGUUGUCUGCUUCUUCUUCUCGGCCAGCACCCAGAAGUGGUGGAAGAAAUAAGAGAGGAGCUGAAUACUGCCGGACUGCUCUCCCCUGACGGCCCGGGAGAACUGAGCUAUGACGUGCUGCAAACGCUGGAGUUCACUCAGAGCGUAAUCAAGGAAUCCUUGCGUCUCCACACGCCAGCCGGAGGGGCCUUCAGGAAAGCGGAAAAACCUCUAGAAGUUGCGGGCUACCACAUUCCAAAAGAUUGGACAGUUGUGUACAGCAUCAGGGACACACACAAAAGUUCCAAAGUCUUCAAAGAUGUUUCUGAGUUCAAACCGUCUCGAUGGCAAGACGCCGAGUUGUCUGAACGGCUUCACAGGGAAAACCCUUGCCACUACAUGCCCUUCGGACGAGGACCAAGAGCUUGCGUAGGCAAAGCGCUCGCAACAAUGGAGAUGACGGUCUUCCUCGUGGAACUCUGCCGACUUGCGACGUUUGAGCUACAUAACCCUGAUGCAGACAUGGUGUUCCUUCCGGUGACAAAACCAGCAGACGAUCUACCGGUGACUUUCUAUGCUCGUAAAGAAAAAUCAAACUGAGAGUCUGGACAAUAAUAGAAACGCACUGAGCUUUGAUACUUGGUUUCUAGAUAAUACAUGUAUUUCCAUUCACUACUUGUUUGAGCGGCCUGUCUUAUUUGGAACGAUAAUAUUGUUUGUUUUAAAGUUGUAAAGUUGAGAGAUACAGGGUUCAAAACCCAACUCAUAUUGAGGGCCAAGUUUGAUCUUGUUUUCAAGUCUUUUGGAUUAGGCGAGAUAGCCUAGUGAAAUAACUAUUACAAUAUAAUCGAUAUCCAUAUUAUAGGAAUUCUAUUUAUUUAUCGUGGUUCUGUCCAGGGUACGAUUGUGAAACUUAGAAAAUCAUUGUUUGUUGUGAGGGGGUGGGGGGGUUAAUCUAUUGAUUUAAAUGUCAUAUUUGGUUGUAAUUACGUGUUGUUCAUUGAGCAUCAUACUCCCCCCUCCCACUGAUCUUUUCUCUUGAUUGAAAACCUGUUCCUGCAGGAGGAAAAAAGAGGAAAGGUUUUGAAGGCAUCAUUAUCAGCUGACACUGUACAAACGUUUUAGAGAUUUCACACUAAAUGUGUAAAUGGAAUAGGGACUCACGAGAAUCAUUCAUGCUUUAUGCUUGCUUUUUUAAAUGAUUUUUAGAAUGUCGUGAUUAUUCCUACUCACCUUUGUAGAUAAAUUAUGAGCUACUGUGAAUGAAUGAAUGGGCCAAUGAACGGAAAAAUGAAAGAGUGACAGUGGAGAUAAUGAUGGUGAUGAUGAUGAUGACGAUGAUGGUGAUGGUGAUUGUGAUGAUGAUGACAAUAGUAUCUCUACAUUAAAAUUAUGACUUAGGGUUUUACUUUUUAAAUCAAACUGUAAGUCACGAAUGACCACUCUGUAAACAGAACAAAAUAAAAGAUUACAACUUACUCCGGAAUCUCACAUUAAACUCGUGAAAGCAUAAUACGAUCUAUCUAAAGUUGAUUUAAACUUGUUUUAUCGUUCAUAUACAGCUGUGUUCGAUAACAUGUUGUCUUGAAAUCAAAAUAUUGAAUCCGUAAAAUUACUAUCAAAUUUCUUUUGAUUCACUUUUUUGUCCAUUGUGAGCUUUAAGUUUGAUCAUACUCCAGUAGUCAAAUUCACAACUUAGUUACGCAUAACAUCAAAUCAUUGAUUUUAUAGAGCAUUAUAUGCAAAUUCUAUCUGCAAUGAUUGCCUAUUAGGCAUAGUAUUAUUAUUCCCAGCCCAGUACCGGUUCUACCAUGACUUAUAUAAACAGAUUUCAUUAUAUUCAUCGAAUGUCAUCAUUGAUUGCUGUAUUUCAAAUAAUCCCGAUGAACAAUUUUCAUUUUCAAAACCGGUUUACAAAUCCAGUCACACAUUUCGUUUCAGUCGUCUUUGGUGUCUUUCUUUUCAAGCACCAAGAUACAUUUCCAUACUGUAUAUUUUACUCACAUAUGUAUUCAACCAAUGAUUAAAUGUACUUUUGUGUUAUGUAUUCUAGUAUAUCGUUCUCACGCCCUGCUUUAUUGCAGUUUGGCGUUGGGUCCGUGAAACUACUCAGUGCCAUAUUCUGAGAUUUUUUUCCUGUAUAAUGUGAGGAUGCAUAAAUCAGUGCCAUGUUCUACAGAAACACGCUGAAAUGUUUUCCUGUGCGUUUUCGGGAUCUGUGAGUCUACUCAGUGCCAUAUUAAUUGCUGACAGAUCUGGACACAUUGUCUUUUCCUUGUAUAAUCCUAAGAUUCCUUGGGUCUGUGCCAUAUUCCAUAUCGACAGAUCUACAUGUCUUCCCUUUCCCCUGUUUACUAUGGGGAUUCCGUGAGUCUUCUCGGUGCCAUGAGAGAACGAGAGAGAGAGAGAGAGAGAGAGAGAGAGAGAGAGAGAGAGAGA